Cyprinodon tularosa is the source of this 1806-nucleotide messenger RNA. Its product is annotated as transmembrane protein 184C-like. NCBI's taxonomy places the organism in Eukaryota, Metazoa, Chordata, Actinopteri, Cyprinodontiformes, Cyprinodontidae. The transcript has 12 exons. Gene Ontology annotation, molecular function: transporter activity. Gene Ontology annotation, biological process: transport. The record is from RefSeq and is a predicted model, not a curated record.
CCACCAUGAGGCUGAUGGGAGCUGCCUCCGCUUCCUCCCGGUGACGUCUGGCCGUAAAGGCGGCGGAUCAGCUGCUGAGCGGAGCCCUCGGACCUGACGGUCGGUGUGCGGAUUUAUCGACCGCUGAUCAAAGAGGACUUCAUUAAAAAGACCCGAACCGGACCGCUGAGCGUCAGUUUGGCCGUUCACGGUGACGGAUGGAGGAGGGAUGCGUUGCCUAGAAACAGAGAGCGGAGGAGGGCGGAAACAGGCCGAGCAUCACUGCAAAUGUUGGAUGAGCCUGUAAGUCUGCACUCAGGGUGAAGCAGCCACCAUGCCAUGUACCUGUGCAGAGUGGAGGAGAUGGAUCCGUCCCCUGGUUCUGGUUCUGUAUGCCCUUCUGCUGGUGGCUGUAGUGCCGCUGUGCAUCUGGGAGCUCCAGAAGGACAAGGUCGGGACUCACAGUAAAGCCUGGUUCAUUGCCGGUGUGUUUGUGUUCCUCACAAUCCCCAUUUCACUGUGGGGGAUCCUGCAGCAUAUGGUGCACUACACCCAGCCUGAGCUGCAGAAACCCAUCAUCAGGAUUCUGUGGAUGGUUCCAAUCUACAGUCUGGACAGUUGGCUGGCCCUGCGGUACCCCAGCCUCGCCAUCUACGUGGACACGUGCAGGGAGUGCUAUGAGGCCUACGUUAUCUACAACUUCCUGGUUUUCCUGCUCAACUUCCUGAGCAACCAGUACCCGAGCCUGGUGCUCAUGCUAGAGGUGCAGCAGCAGCAGCCACACCUGCCGCCGCUCUGCUGCUGCCCGCCAUGGCCGAUGGGAGAGGUGCUGCUGUUCAGAUGCAAGCUGGGCGUCCUUCAGUACACGGUGGUCCGACCCGUCACCACGGUGAUAGCACUCAUCUGUCAGCUCUUUGGAGUUUAUGAUGAGGCCAAUUUCAGCUUCAGAAACGCUUGGUCCUACCUGGUUAUUGUUAACAACAUAUCCCAGCUGGUGACAGUUGUUCUUCUGAUCUUUCUGAUUAGAGUAUGAUUAUAGACUGAUGCCCUGAGAGAUGAGCUGACUCCAAUCAGGCCCGUUGGAAAGUUCCUCUGCGUAAAAUUGGUGGUGUUUGUCUCCUUCUGGCAGGCCGUUUUCAUAGCCUUCCUGGUGAAAGUAGGUGUGAUCUCUGACAAACACACCUGGGACUGGGACAGCGUGGAGGCUGUAGCUACUGGACUGCAGGACUUCAUCAUCUGCAUAGAGAUGUUCCUGGCUGCUAUCGCUCACCAUUACACCUUUACCUACAAACCCUAUGUCCAGGAAGCAGAGGAGGGCUCCUGUUUUGACAGUUUUUUGGCCAUGUGGGAUUUCUCUGACAUCCGAGCUGACGUCACUGAGCAAGUCCGCCAUGUUGGUCGUACUUUCCUGGGACGCCCCAACAAGAUGUACUUUGGAGCAGCUGCACGACCUGAGCAUACUGAGCACACUGGGUUGCUGAACUCCACCUCCCAAGAUCCCAUCGUCACAGCAGCAACAUCUAUGCCCGCCUCACCGUCUUCUAUCGGCCGGUACCAAGGCCUCGGCCACACGCCUGCCACUCACUCUAUAUCUGCACCUGCAGGUUUCAGGUCUUCAUCCUGGGAGGACGACAGCGACUGUACUCCCCCUCAGCGGGGAAGCGAACAAUAACAAGACAAAAACACUGUCAAAUAUAUAAAGCAAAAAUGUAUGAUAAAAACAAAAUCAAAGUGAAUGGCUGAAGAAAAAAGGAGGAUUUCUGAUGUAAAAACCAUAGUUGCUCAGAAAACUGGCAUAAUAAAAAACAUUCUCUGAUGUAAAUUCCU